Lethenteron reissneri (Far Eastern brook lamprey) is the source of this 5638-nucleotide messenger RNA. Its product is annotated as arf-GAP with GTPase, ANK repeat and PH domain-containing protein 1-like. Gene Ontology annotation, molecular function: GTPase activator activity; protein binding; GTP binding. NCBI's taxonomy places the organism in Eukaryota, Metazoa, Chordata, Hyperoartia, Petromyzontiformes, Petromyzontidae. Gene Ontology annotation, biological process: activation of GTPase activity. The record is from RefSeq and is a predicted model, not a curated record.
GGUGAGUGGUGGGGGGGGGGGGGUGACUCGCCCGCUCGGGUUUUGGUGCCUCUUUUUAGCUUUCUCUUUUUUUUGAUUUGCCGCGGUGGAGUACCAUGGUGGUCCGCCCCAUAAGAGCGUGAGCGGCCGGGAUUUUUUUGUUGUCCCGGGCGAACCGACGAGGAGCCGGCGGGCGACGUGCGGCUGUGCUGGGGGUGGGGGGGGGGCGAGGGAGGAGCGGAACGAGACAAAGAGACGGGAAGGGGAGAGAGGCGAUGAAUUUCCAGCAGCAGCAGCUGUCCAUCUCGGCUGCCAUUCGCGCCGAGAUCCAGCGGUUCGAGAGCGUCCACCCCAACAUCUACGCCAUCUACGACCUCCUGGAACGCGUGGAGGAACCGUCGGUGCAGAACCAGCUGCGAGAACACAUCAUCUGCAUCGAGGAUUCAUUUGUGAACAGCCAGGAGUGGACGCUGAGCCGUGCCGUGCCGGAGCUAAAAGUGGGCAUUGUGGGUAAUCUGGCAAGCGGGAAGUCGGCCCUGGUUCACCGCUACCUGACGGGGGCGUACAUGCAGGAGGAGUCUCCCGAAGGAGGUCGCUUCAAGAAGGAGAUUGUCGUGGAUGGGCAGAGCUACCUGCUCCUCAUCCGCGAUGAGGGAGGUCCCCCAGAGCCACAGUUCGCGUCGUGGGUGGACGCGGCCAUCUUCGUGUUCAGCCUGGAGGACGAGAUCAGCUUCCAGACGGUGUACAACUACUACAGCCGCCUCGCCAACGUGCGCAACAUCGCCGACCUGCCGCUGCUGCUGGUUGGCACGCAAGAUGCCAUCAGCGCCACAAAUCCGCGCGUGAUCGACGACACACGCGCACGCAAGCUCUCCAAUGACCUCAAGCGCUGCACCUACUACGAAACGUGCUCCACCUACGGCCUCAACGUGGAGCGCGUCUUCCAGGAUGUGGCUCAGAAGAUCGUCGCAUCCAGGAAGAAGCAGCAGGUCUCCAUCGGGCAGUGCAAGUCGCUGCCAAACUCGCCCAGCCACACGUGCGUCUCGUCGGCGGCGAUGCCACCCGUGCACGUCAACCAGGUGACUAUAGCGAGCAACAGCACUGGUGGCGGUGGCGGUGGCGGUGGCGGCGGGGGCGGCGCCAGCGACUGCUCCUCGUCGAUGCCCUCCACGCCCAGCACGAGCCAGAAGGAGCUGCGCCUUGAGACGGUGCCCUCCUCCUCGGGCACGCCGACGCCCGUGCGCAAGCAGUCCAAGCGCCGCUCCAACCUCUUCACGUCACGGAAGGGCAGCGACACGGAGAAGGAGAAGAAGAGCGGAGAAGGGAAGUCCGAUAACAUCGGCAGUGGCAGAGCCAUCCCCAUCAAGCAGGGAGUUCUAUUGAAGCGCAGUGGGAAGUCGCUCAACAAGGAGUGGAAGAAGAAAUACGUCACCCUGUGCGACAACGGCAUCCUCACCUACCACCCGAGCCUGCAUGAUUAUAUGCAGAACGUGCACGGGAAGGAGAUCGACCUGCUACGCACCACGGUGAAGGUCCCCGGUAAGCGUCCGCCGCGGGCCUACGCGGGGGCCCCCGGGUCCAGCCCCAAGGAGAACGGGCUGACCAAGGACCCCAGCAACACGCAGCUGUCCACCUCGGCCUCCAUGGGUGCCGGCGGCGUGCAGGCCGAGCGCUCCACCAGCGGCAUCAACCUCGUGUCGUUCGUGGCACGACCCGAGGGCCUUCACCAGCGCUCCUUCUCGGUGUCGGGUGCCGAGCAGUGGGGCGACGCUGGAGGCCCCGCCGGCGGUGGGCUCAGCUCAAAUCAUGGCUGGACCGACGGCACAUGCGACUCCCUGGGCCCUGGGCUGGCGCCCUGCGCCACCACCAGCCCCAAGCUGGAGCCGCCUGCGUCGCCGCACGCCAACCGCAAGAAGCACCGGCGGAAAAAGAGCGCUGCCAACCCGAGGCCGGACGGCGCGGCCAACAGCGCGGAAGACGCGGAGGAGUCGUUUGAGUUCCUCAUCGUAUCGCUCACGGGACAGAGCUGGCACCUGGAGGCCUCCAGUGCGGAGGAGCGCGAGGCCUGGGUCCAGGCCAUCGAGAGCCAGAUCUUCGCCAGCCUGCAGUCCUGCCACAGCGCCGGCAGCAAGACGCGGACGGGGAGCCAGAGCGAUGCGGUUACGAUCCAGUCGAUCCGGAACGUGCGCGGGAAUUCUGUGUGCGUGGACUGUGACGCCCCCAACCCGGAUUGGGCGAGCCUGAACCUGGGCGCCCUCAUGUGCAUCGAGUGCUCGGGGAUCCACCGCAACCUGGGCACGCACCUGUCGCGCGUGCGCUCGCUCGACCUGGACGACUGGCCGCUGGAGCUCGCCGCCGUCAUGCUGGCCAUCGGCAACGCCUUGGCCAACGGCGUGUGGGAGGCCGACACGCGGGGCCGUGGCAGGCCGCAGCCAGACUCGCCCAGGGAGGAGAAGGAGCGGUGGAUCCGAGCCAAGUACGAGAGCCGCGCGUUCCUGGGGGCGGCGCCGGCGUGCGAGGUGCCGCUGGGCCAGCAGCUGCUGCGCGCCGUCGUGGAGGACGACCUGCGAGCCGCCGUGCUGCUGCUGGCGCACGGCUCGCGCGACGACGUCAACGAGACGUACGGCGACGGAGACGGACGCUCCGCGCUGCACCUCGCCUGCGCCAUGGCCAACGUCGUGCUGGCCCAGCUGCUCAUCUGGUACGGCGUCGACGUGGGCGCCAGGGACGCGCGGGGACACACGGCGCUCGUGCACGCGCGUCGCGCCAACAGCACCGAGUGCGCGGAGCUCCUCAUUCAGCACGGCUGCCCCGACGAGGCCGCGGCGGCAGCAACAACGGUUGCCGCCACGACAACAACAACAACAGCGACGACGACGACAGCCGCCGCGACAGCAGCGGCCGCGGCCGCGCGCGGCUGCAACUCCAACGUCGGCAACAGCAACGCGUCGUGCGGCCGCGGGGAUGCCAAGGCGUCGACCAGCAUCGUGUGAUCACCCGUGGGAAAUCACGAUCGCUCGCGCCUCUCGCUCCCUCCCCCGCCCGCAUCCCAUGCCGCUGUGCGGUCGGCACGUGGCUUUUCGCCUUGAAACGUUUCUUCGAUGGGUCGUGUCGACGGCUCGGUUGGGAUCGGCGUGGUCGACGUCUCCUCCUCCCAAGCCGGGCCACGUGGCCUGGGGAAAGAGCGCCGUGCCUCUGGGACCCUCCAGUGUUGCUGCCGCCUGCCUCCUUCGCUACAUCGCGAGCAUUCCGUUUCGGCUCCGAAAUUAACGUCAUGUAUUUAAGCCUGCGUGUAUAUAUACACGUGUAUCCUGCGUGGCGAGCACCUAUGAAGGCCGGCACGGCACAAGAGGGGUUGAGUGGCCGGCCAGCACAACGCCCGGCCGCCUUUGUCUCCCUCUUGGUGACGUGUGCACAGCGGAGCAGGUACUAAUUUGAGGCUGAGUCGACCUAGGGGAGGCCCAGGAUCGGUUCAGAUAAUUGUCACUGGUGUUGGCCGUGAGCAUAAAUCGAACUCGGAUCACCGGGUUCGUAGCGGAGCGCGCUAACCGUUUCGCGACCGCUCCCCUUCAUAGGUGGUCGCUAAGAGCACUUGCCCCAACAGUCUGUUAAGGCUAUCUUUGUUUUUGUCUUUGUAUCCUGUAUAGCGCAUAGCACCUCAGGUACCGACCACGGACUCACCGUUGUCAUCGUCUCUUCGUUCGAACAUUUGAGAUGGAGCAGCUCGAAGCGAAAACUCCAGGGCUGUGCAAAUUCCGCAGCUGCGUCCAGACAAGGCAUGCACUGCAGAAGUUGUGUUUCAACAAAGAACGGAGCUCAUUUACUGGCUGCCGAGUACAAAUUCCAGUGGCAGCAUUUACUCCCAUAUAGCGUUUGCCAAACCCUAUUUUUUUUUAACUCACCAUGGUAUCCCAUGUUUACGAAUCUUCUUUAAGAGUACAGAUGAUGUAGUUAACACACAACACGCACACCCCUUGAUUGCUACACAUGCCCCACGUGAUAUCGAGAGCUGUCAACGUCACUGGGAUGCACGUGUACGCACACGCACGUGUGCACGCACGCACGUGUGCACGCACGCACGUGUGCACGCACGCACGUGUGCACGCACGCACGUGUGCACGCACGCACGUGUGCACGCACGCACGUGUGCACACACGCACACAUACAACAGCGAUAGCGUCAGUUUAAUCAGCGCUCUCUGUUAGACCUGCGAGCUGCGUUAAUUCAUCAUCGGGCAUGUGCAGUGCAUGUGUGUACGCGUACGCCCCACGCAACAGAUAGCGCCGAUUCAACUAAAGCGUGCGUAUGUUUGCGAGUGUACCACGUGACUUAGCGGGAAGUGUUUAGCGAUCAUCCGGUGUGGCCAGCGUGCUGGCUUAAUUUCUAUUUGAACCAACUGAUCAACAUGGCAAGGCAUACAAUUGUGGGCCACAGUAACCUGGCUCUAAUCCAUCACUUGUUUUGCCUUGGUCACAGUGGAUCAUUAAAUGUUUUUAUUAUCUUUAAAACAAUGUCAUUCAUUAAAUGUUAACUCUACAGCGCUCACAGUGGGAUAUCUUCAGAGCGGGAGAUAAACCGUCUUUUUUUAAGAAAUCAAAUAAUGUUCCCUCUCUCACUCUUGAAUUCUCGCCCACCUCCACAUGCUAAUUAAAUCGCUAAAGAUUGGUGAACAAGGUAACUUCGUUAAACCUGCAGUGUGAUUGAUCAAGAGUAGGGGCAUUUAAUAAGUCAUCGUGAUCGUAGAUUUCAUAUCACACUCAGAUUUCAGUCAAACUAUCGAGAAGUCGCGCACAUCGGAGACUCCGUCACUACCUCAGCUUCAUAACAUUCAUGACCCACCGCAUUACAGCGUUCCGAGUUUACAAAUUCACCUCCGCUAAAGCGCCGAUUAAUUACAGGCCGUGUGAGCCUGAUGAUUGCUUCACACAUCCGUGGUGGCUGUGAGGCGCUUUGAUUAAAUAUAAAUCGGGGGCUUUUCUGUUGCACCUCGACACGGGAAGAUCGGGUAAGACACGGACAACAUUCAUUUGCUCCCUCACCUCACGUGGGAGACGUGCAAAAGCUUCCCCGCGUAGACGUUAGCAGCUUCACAAGCGCACUCGCACCGCGAGGCCUGCCUCUCGUUUAAAUUGAAUCGGUGCUCUCAAUUUCAUUUGGGAGACGUACACAGCGAAAUAAAUAUCCUCCGCGCGCCGUUUUCCGGCUGUUCUGGCAGGUGCUGUGAUCGAGCACCAAGCUAUUGCGGUAGGAACGGACGCGUAAGAGGGGGGUGGUGGUGGUGGUGUUUGCCAGCACCACACCCAGCCACGAGUGCUAAUAUUUACACGUUUAAGGCCGAGUCGAUCUAGGAAGAGCCCAGCACCGGUUGAGAUAACCACUCGCCUCUUAGGCAUGGCCAGGAAUCGAACUCCGGUAGGUGGUUUUGUAGCACACGUGAGAUGACCACGAAGGUUCCGCUACCCCAUUAGAGGUUUGGCCACUGACAUAUCACAGUACAUAUACGUACACACACACCACACUCGGUUCCUUCGUUAAUUAGAAUCCGGGGCAGUCGCUCCAGCACGUGGAACGAGUUGAGCAAUCAUAGGACGCGUGCAGCGUGUAACGACUUAGUUUGUAUUUGCAAGGGGGUUACAAUCAUUAAACAACUGGCAAAUUC